Molecule: messenger RNA, 7270 nt
Organism: Chiroxiphia lanceolata (lance-tailed manakin)
Lineage: Eukaryota; Metazoa; Chordata; Aves; Passeriformes; Pipridae
Gene: MYLK4
Product: myosin light chain kinase family member 4
Exons: 15
Coding region: 188-2059 (623 amino acids)
Biological process (GO): protein phosphorylation; intracellular signal transduction; positive regulation of apoptotic process
Cellular component (GO): nucleus; cytoplasm
Molecular function (GO): ATP binding; protein serine/threonine kinase activity
Source: RefSeq, a predicted model, not a curated record
GGACCCCUAAGGACCUGACGGCCCGCAUCAGAAUUGCCUCCAUUGCUUCCACCGAGAGCUUCUCCAGGACGAUCACCCGGCACCGGCUCAGAAGAGCGGCGUUGACUUGGAAGGAAGGGUUUUCUGUGGUCGCUCCUAUCAGGGUCACCGUCCCGCACUCGACGUGAGGAAGGAAAGUGUCCUGACAAUGGGAGGGAAGCAGAAAAAGCUGAUCUCGAUCAAUGACAACCUGAAACAUCCCAGCCAAGAAGGAGGAGAAAUCAGAAGUUACGAGUGUUCAUUGGUUUAUGAAUCUAAGGUGGAGAGGAGAACAGACAGUAAAUUAACUGGACAUAGUAUGAAGCUACUUAAGAUUAGCAGGCUGGAAGAGAUAAAUACGCAAUACAACAGAAACAGACUAGAAAAAACAGCCUUUUUUCAGAAUAUGGAAAAAAUGGAGAUGACUAGAAGCUUUAAGGAAGAAAAAUUCAGUGAACCACAUCCUAGAACAGAAGAUGAAAAGGUCAUCAAAGAAAAGUUACAUUUGAAUGAAACAGAAACAAAAGAAAAGAAGCCACCAGAUUCAACAGAGGGGGCCAUCCAGAAGAGCCAGUCCUGCUCUCAAGAAGAAGAAGUUGAUAAGCUCAAUGAGGAAAAUGCCAAGAGGGAAAGUUCUGUUCUGCUUGAAGUGGAUCCUCCCAGAUUUCAUACUGAAGGAUCAGAGAAGGAAGAAGAGAGUUUGGCUUUUGAAAGUUAUUACGAACAUAGGAGAAACUCUGUUCAGGAAGAACAGAAUAUAGAAGAAUAUAGGAGAAACUCUGUUCAGGAAGAACAGAAUAUAGGAGAAUAUAGGAGAAACUCUGUUCAAGAGUCAUUGGCUCCAGCAAAACAGCAGGAAAAAGAUGCUGUUGAUGAUGCUUGUCAAAGGCUAACUGUGCAAGAGAUAGAGAGUGAACCCCCAACAGAUGAGGAGAGGAAGGAGGAACAUCAGGUGCCUGGAGAUGAACAACAAGAGGAGAGGGAGAAUGGAGGGGUAGGAAAUGCUGAUAAGAGUGAAAAAAUUGUUGAGGAACCACCAGCUCCUUCCCAAAAGGAAGAUGAGGCAGAACAAAGCCAUGAUCAAGAGGCACCAGAGGGAAGGUGUAAAAGCUGCGAAAAAGAUGAUAUUCCUACUCCACCAGCACCAUUUGAUCACCGGAUUGUCUCAGCCAAAAGGGUGGGGAUCAACAAUUAUUAUAAUGUCAAUGAGGAUGAAAUUCUGGGAGGAGGGCGAUUUGGACAAGUGCACAAAUGUGAAGAGAAAGCAACAGGUCUCAAGCUAGCAGCCAAAAUUAUAAAAGCAAAAGGUCCAAAACAGAAGGAUGAAGUUAAAAAUGAAAUCAAUGUCAUGAACCAGCUGAAUCACGUGAACCUCAUCCAGCUAUAUGAUGCCUUUGAAUCUAAAAAUGACAUUGUACUUGUCAUGGAAUAUGUGGAAGGAGGAGAGUUAUUUGACCGAAUUAUUGAUGAAAACUACAAUUUGACAGAGAUGGAUACUAUCUCAUUCAUAAAACAGAUCUGCAAGGGAAUUCAGUACAUGCACCAAAUGUACAUUCUUCAUUUGGAUCUCAAGCCUGAGAAUAUCCUGUGUGUGAACCGAGAGGCAAAUCAAAUAAAAAUUAUUGAUUUUGGAUUGGCAAGAAGAUAUAAACCCAGGGAAAAGCUUCGAGUUAACUUUGGGACUCCAGAAUUUCUUGCUCCUGAAGUUGUGAAUUAUGAGUUUGUCUCUUUUCCUACAGACAUGUGGAGUUUAGGAGUCAUUGCUUAUAUGCUCCUCAGUGGAUUGUCUCCUUUUUUGGGUGAUGAUGACAACGAGACCCUCAACAAUAUCCUGGCCUGUAACUGGGAUUUUGAAGAAGAGGAAUUUCGAAGUGUUUCUGAUGAGGCCAAAGAUUUCAUCUCAAAGCUUCUCAUCAAGGAAAAAUGCUGGAGAUUAAGUGCAACUGCUGCCUUAAAACACCCAUGGUUAACAGACCACGAACUCCACUACAGACUCCAGAAAAAGGCUAAAGGUGUGUCUCAAGCACCCCUGGCUCAAUAACCUUUCUGAAAGAGCUGCCAAACAGAAGAAAAGCUGCUGUGUGGUUGCUACUGCUAAGAGGUUUGAAAAUAUCAGCAGUCUUGGUGCUUUACCUCCCUGCCAUGACUGAGACUUCUCCUAAAUGGACCAACAGCACUUUAGUUGCAGGACAGCAACUAAAGGACAACAAGUCCCAGAAUUGAGGAGCUACUUCUUCUCUAUUCAGCUGUUGAAAGAAGGAAAAUAUUUCUCCAGGUUGUAGGAAGGUGUUUCUUCUGGAGCAGCAUGUUCUCCAUGUCUUGGAGUGCUACAUUAGCUUGGUUUCAUGAACUUUUCUCUAUCUAGUCUUAUAUCCUCAUUUACUUAUCAAAGGCUUCUUGAAGUCCAAAUUAUCAUGGAAAAUUAACUGUUCCUCAUCCCAGCCCAGAAGGAAGUCUGUCACUAUGUUAUAUCUGUAGCCAAGGUUGAUUUGAAACCAGAGUCAAAUAAUUUUGGGGGAAAAAAUUGCAGCAAAUUUAAAGCUGCCUUAUGUAGAAGAUUUGAAGUUUGUUUUUCCUAUCACAUUAAAAUGAGUUAAGGAUUAACUCAACCAUAGUUAAAGCCAUGUAAAUGUAACACCAGUGGAAGUGAGAAAUGAGGCUUUCCUUGCGAGUAGGUGAAUUUGCUGCAUCUGUGAUAUGGUACAUUUCAGGAUUUUUUAGCCUGAUGAAUUACUGCUUGCUUUAAAUACACUUGGAUUAAUUAAACAAGAAACAGAACAAGGCACUAUUCACUUGUACCCAUGCAAACUCUGUUCUCCAAUAUGCAAGUAGAAUUCAGAGUUAUUUUAACAGCGGUGAUUUUAUAGCAACUAAUCUGUUUAAUGCUAAUAUGACUGAUUAGGACCAUUGGCAAAGAGCAGAGUCAGUGCUUUGGUCAUUAUAACCUCUGAGUAUAGGCCCAAACGAAAAUCCACUGUUUUUCUGGAGUUUUCUUAUCUUGCUUCCAAGCCUUUCUGACUCUUAACUAGGUAAAAAACUGGGACUCAGAACUGCUGAAUUCUUUACCUGAGAUUGUUUGAAUGUGGCACAUCAUUAAGUGAAUCUGAGCCUUAGUUUCCUAGUUCUGAGGUUAAAACAAUGAGACUUAUUCCCUGCUCUAUAUGGCUUUCUUACUGAUUGGUUUCAGACCUACAUGAAUGCAAAUGAUAGUGAGUAUUUUAUUCAAUGAUGCUGAUAUAUUUUGGUGCCUUUAGAUUUUUUUUGUUUAACCCAAUUGCAAUCAAACUACAUAUUAACAUAGCUAUCUCUAUAUAUUUAUCUAUAUAUUUAAUAGGUUUAUAUAUUUAAAUUCUGUCUUUUUAAAAGGGGAUCAACAUAAAGACAAAACAGUAUUAUUCAUCACCACCCAAUGAUUGGUUUUCACACCUUUGUCCUUUCUGGAUAGCAUUCAUAUAAUAAAAGGGGCCCAUUAGUGGGACACAGUGGCCAUCACAUUCUCUACAGCCAGUUCUAUCCAGUGUUUUAAAGCCAUUGUAGUAGAUCUCUUUAGACUGUUCCUGUAAAUGAAUAGGGCUUCUUAUAGCUGUGCAAUCUGAGAAAUGCUGAUGUGUUGUACUAGUGGUUGCAAAUGCAUGAGACCCAUUACUACUAUCACACACUGACACACCAUGUAACUUUUAUAUUGUGUAGAGCACUGCCACCUUCAAGUCCUCAUCUGUAGUCUUAACUAAAGUAAGCUUUGACAGGGAGAAAUUGGAGUUUAUUUGGAAAAAGACUGAGUAGUCUCAAAGCAAGAAAACAAGCAUAUAAUUUUUAGGUAGAAACUGGGCUGCUUGUUUUCAAUCACAGUUUAUGUUUGCCUGUAAAAAAUAAAUAGAAAAGCUACCUUUUUGUUAGGUCUGGAGUUUCCACUCCUGUUCACUGUAGCUUUUUGCCCAGUAAACAACUCAAUGAUCAGACUAAAAUGCAGCAAACCACUUUGGAAUGACAGGAUGUCAUUCUGCACUUUAGUGCCAGUAUUGUAGGAUUGGGCUGGGACUUUGUUUGUCCUGUGGUAUAUUUUACAUGGAUAUGAAUAAAUUGCUUGUAAUUUUGAAUUUUUUUCACUAUACUAAAAUAACAGUGUGACUACAGUCUUUUCUGCUUGUUGCUCAGUUGAAUUAAGGGGAUUUAUCAUUUGUUGAUAUAUACAUCUGAGUAGUAAUAAAGAGCUUAGUGCCAUGAAGAUCAGCCCAGUGUUAGAGUGUACUGUGCUGAGUCAUCCAUAAAUCCAGGAGCCCUAGGAGAACAUGGCCUCUGUUAAGCACAUCCACACAGCGCUCUGUCAGAAAUAGGCACAUGUGAGAGGGUGGAAUAGCUGGAUGUGUUUCCCUCACAUUGAGAAGUUAGGCCCUUUGAAAAGGCAUGUGUUGAAGAGAGGACACCUCACUAGCUUCUGGCUUGUGCAAUGGGGCAGUGUGCUUACAUAAUAAUCAAGGCAUUAACUUUCAUUCUCAAUAACAUGGAUAAUGAUUAUCCCACUCUAGAGUCAUAUCUGUAAACCACCCCACUGUUUCAUCCUUGGAACAGCUCCUGCAGUGGGGUGUGAGGUUGAAGGGGGGGACAGUUGGAGGAGUUUGGGCUGAGGAAGUCUCUACAGUGACUGAAGGUGCCAUUUCAUGCCCAGGGUUAAACACAAGCAUGGGCCUGCAGGUGUACAGUGGAGGAGGAAAGAAUCCCAAAUGUACUACUUAUUGCCCUAUAGACUCUGGAUCUGCAGCACCGAGUCAGAAAGGAGGUGCAUUACCAAGAUUCUUAUUGUUAUUCAGGGUAAAAAAAUUAUACUGCUAGUCAUCACUGCUAUGUAUUGCAAUGUGCCUGAGAAAAGUGUUUCCAGAGAGGUUCAUUUGUAUCUUGUAUCCACCUCAGUAAGAGGAAGAACUUCUUUACAUUGAAGGUAGCAGGGCACUGGAACAGGCUGCCCAGGGAGGUUGUGGAGUCUCCCUCUCUGGAGACAUUCAAACUCCACCUGGAUGCAUUCCUGCUCUAGGUGGCCCUGCCUUGGCAGGGGCAUUGGACUGGAUGAUCUCCAAAGGUCCCUUCCAACCCUAACAAUUCUGUGAUCUUUUCUGGCUGUUGUAAUUUUAGUUAAAUAAUCACUUGACACAGCUUCUUUUUAAUGGCUUUCUAAUUCUGUCUCACUGCACUUUGAGCAGCAUGCUGUUUUGUGUGUGUGUGCGUGCGCAAGUUUGAUUUUGGUUCUGUUUUACUCUGCCCUAUCCCUGGAAACAUUCAAGGUUGAGUUGGAUAGGGCUUUGAGCAACCUGAUUUAGUGGAAGAUGUCACUGCUCAUUGCAGGAGGGUUGGACUAGACGAUCUUUAAAGGUUCCUUCCAACACAAACUAUUCUAUGAUUCUAUGAUUUUAUGAUUUAAAUGUGUUCUGUAAUGACUAAUAGCUAAAGCCUUCUGUGUUAAAUUAUUGUUUUGACACAUCAUUAUUUAUUUUCUACUAGGUAAUAAUAAUAUGGUGCCUAGGUUCUAAUAAGUCACCUGCAUCUGUUUGAGUUUGCUUAUAAUAAUCUUUUUAUGUAUUGGCUUAUGUGGUUGCAUUUGGAGGCUGUGAAUUAUUGUGCUUGUGAGCAGGUUUGUGUGUGAAAGGCACUGUACUAAUGUUGUUACUCCAUUUAGCUGAAUAUCCACAGACAGAGGUGACUGCAGAUAACUUGAGAAUGAUAUAGAAACACCAAUUGUGGUGGAAGGGAUAAAAUGCCAAGAUGCAGUCUUUGUUUUGCGUACACCAUAGUAUUCUUCCUGACAUGUAAAAAUUAAAGGCCGUUUCAUGGGAACAUGACAGCUAUCACCUGAUUCCUAUAAAAAUUAACAUGCUAUUAUUCCCAUUCCUAUAGAUACAGGGGAUAUACUAGAUGCAAGAUAUACUAGAGUAGUCUAACAUUGACAUCAGGAUUAGAAGCAAAAAGGCACAAGAUGGGACACUACUGGCUUUCCAACUCUUUUUAUAUGUUGUAUAUUGUAGAGGUUAUGAAAUGGGUGAAAACUUACUACAGAAAGAUGUCCAUACUAUUAUGUCUAUGUUUGUGAGCACCUGCAGCCGGUCACUCCUCUGGGUACCCUCACAGCAUAAGCUGUUGGCAACUCGGGAUAAUACACUCUGGAGACUACAAAAGGAGUUACUUUUUAAUUUUAUUUUCAUAUUCCUUCUAAUGUUAGAAGCUGAAUAAAGUUAAAGUCAAACUAAAUACUGCUAUAGCUUCAUUCCAAGCAGGAAUAACAGUGCAGCUCUACAGAAUUAAAUAAGGGAAGUACUAGAUCCACCUUUUGUGAUGUGAGUAGUACAAGAGCCCAAUUUAACUUCCCUGCCUCCCUGCCAAAAAAAAAAUCUACUUUGCACCAAUCCUGACCAGUAAAAAUAAAAAAGAACCUUAAUUUUUUUAACAGUUAAGGAAUCUCAAUCAAGAGACAGUUUUUCUGCAGUGGUUAAAUUGCUGCAGUUAGAGUCAAGGUAUUUUAGCAUUUUGAAUUUAAUGCUGACACUACAAAUCACCGUCGGUCUCUUUCAGCAAAAUGUCCCUCACCAACAGGAGCUGUGAGAAAAGAAGGUGUUUGUCAGCUCUUCUCCACUAAUGGAGAUCUGGAAGCAUUACAUGCCCUUCCCUUAGAGCCACCAGUGAGCAGGAGAGUUCUUACCUUGGGAAUGAAAUGUGUGAUAGCAAUGGAAGUUUUGCACCCACAGCAGUGAUAAACGAAUGAGCAUUGAUGCUUCUAACUCCUUCCAGGGGGAUGAUGCAUCUUCAUGUACUACUUUUAUUAUCACCAAUAAAUACUUGUUCUUGUAUCUCCUGUGAAUAAAACUAAACGCUGCAUGAAUCCAUUUAGGGACAUUAGACUGUUUCACCUUCCAUGAAGGCUUGGUAGCUGAACAACUAACUACCUGUUUCAAACUUAGAUGACAAUUGGUAGAGAUAACACUUUGUAAAUAUGUUUUUUAGCUAUGUCCAUAGAGUUAGUGAUCACAUUUUGGUGUGGCAGAACUAAUGUUUGUGUACCUCACAGCAACUUCCCUUGAAUUUAAAUGACAGGUGUGUGGCAACUACAUCACAAAGCACGUGGAUUUUCAUGUACCUUAACACUUUGGUUUGAAUAUCUGGUUUUGUAGAUUAACUCAUGUAUCUCUGCUAUGUGUUCUUUUGUGAAAACAUGAAGCAAUCUUAUAAAAAGAUGACUGAGGAAUAAAUGCAGAUUUUGUUUACUCCA